CUGCUGCUGUUUGUCCCGUUCGAGCUUCCGUACUCACUCAGUCUGAUGCUAACGUUAGCUGUUAGCUUCUCUUGUGCAGCACAAGGACAUUUGAUAACAAAUCAAGUUAUUUUAACACAUUUUACUGCUUUAAUUAACUCAUAAAGACUCGUCCUGCUGUUCUCCUUCACCGUAUAUCGGAAGAUGUCUCCCAAACCUCUGGAGCCUCUGGCCAGGAAGCUGGUGAAGGGAGUGAUCGUGGCGGAGCUGCUGGGCGUCUUCGGGGCGUACGCUCUCUACCUGGGCAUGAACCACAGCCAAGACUUCAGGAGCACCAUGAACAGGAGGUUCCCCUCAGUGCUGGAAGUUUACUACCAGUCCAACGAGUGGGCGGGCGUCCACGGCAUCAGGGAGAGCGACCGCAAGGCCUGGUCGGCCAAUCAGGACUGAGCUCUGGGUCGGCCAAUCAGGACUGAGCUCUGGGUCCUCCAACACAAACAGCAGC
Centropristis striata (black sea bass) is the source of this 484-nucleotide messenger RNA. RefSeq names its product protein CEBPZOS-like. The coding region runs from base 184 to 429 and encodes 81 amino acids. The record is from RefSeq and is a predicted model, not a curated record. The transcript has 4 exons. Lineage: Eukaryota; Metazoa; Chordata; Actinopteri; Perciformes; Serranidae.